UGUGAAUGGUUGUGCGUUAUCAAUCUCGAAUAUGAAGUGUUUUUAUAAGAUGUUUUACGGAAUCGGAAUCAUUCUUAAAAUCGCCGUUUUGAUGAGCAGCAUUUCUGUUGCUUCAGGAAUAUUUUGUAGCAGACUUAGAACUGCGACUCUAGAAAAACCCAAGAAUUGGCAAAAUUCUGACUGUAUGAUGCCUGGUGAAACUAUGCUUGCUGCCAGAGCAAGAAGUUCAAUCCAAUGUUCCUUGGUGUGUCUACGGCAUUUCCCGGAGUGUAACUCUAUCAGAUACGACAAGGUGUCAAAAUCGUGUGAACUAUUAACAAGUAUGAUGCUACCCAAACGAGAAGACAAAAAUUGUAUGACAUAUGGUAUAAAUCUAUCCCACGAUUGCACUGAAAUUCUGAAGACGUCCCCGAGUUCUCAAAGUGGAGUUUAUGCAAUUACCAAUAACAACGGAACCAAAACAUGGCCUGUUUACUGUGACAUGGACACCGACGGUGGAGGAUGGACAGUUUUCCAGAAACGUCAGUUUAAUGAGACGGAUUUCGAUAGACCGUGGCUAGAUUACAAAAAUGGUUUCGGCGCUAUGUGUGAUUUCUGGCUUGGCAACGAUCUUGUUCAUCAGAUUACUUCAUCUGGAGAGUACAACCUUCGACUUGAUAUCAUUACGACAACUGGUGAUGUUUACUUUGCAACAUACACAUCGUUUACCGUCAACGGAGAGAGCGACAAAUACAGAUUGAAGUUUUUAGAACUAACAGACGGCAAUGCUGGUAAUGUACUCAGAGUUGAACAAGAUGAACAUUUCUCAACCUACGAUAGUGACAAUGAUGACAAUGAUGGCAGUUGCGCUAAAUCCAGUACUGGUGGUUGGUGGUUUUCGACAUGCCAUAGAUGCCUCUUGAAUGGCGCGGGAAUUAUCUACUUUAACUGCCACAUUAAUGGUGUGAAGCAGCUGUUGAGUAGCUCGGAGAUGAAGAUUAAGCGGCAGUGUUAGUCGAUUUCUCUCUCCGAGGAAACUUAAAAACUUAAUAAUGGUAAUGGUUGGA
Messenger RNA from Anneissia japonica, 1046 nucleotides. Its product is annotated as microfibril-associated glycoprotein 4-like. NCBI's taxonomy places the organism in Eukaryota, Metazoa, Echinodermata, Crinoidea, Comatulida, Comatulidae. The record is from RefSeq and is a predicted model, not a curated record. The coding region runs from base 32 to 994 and encodes 320 amino acids. The transcript is spliced from 5 exons.